AUGUCGAAAGUUGCCUCUGUAGCACUGGUCCUAGGGUUCAUUUUUGUGGCAUUCUCCGGCCAAUGCUACGGGGCUUCACCACCACUUAAGGUUGGUUUCUACCAAGGAAAAUGCAAUGGUACGGUUGAUGUUGAGGUGGUUGUUGGUGGAGUUGUCAAAACAUGGUUCUCUAGCGAUUCUACAAUUACUCCUGCUCUACUAAGGAUGCAAUUCCAUGAUUGUUUCGUAACUGGUUGUGAUGCAUCUCUUCUUCUGGAUGGAAGCAACAGCGAGAAAACUGCAAUACCAAAUUUAAGUGUUAGGGGAUAUGGUCUUAUUGAUGCGGCAAAGGCAGCUGUUGAGGCAAUCUGCCCGGGUGUGGUCUCCUGUGCUGAUAUCAUUUCAAUGGCUACCAGAGAUGCUGUAUCCCUGAGUGGAGGAGGGCGAUACAUUGUACAAACUGGAAGGAGAGACGGGACAGUUUCGCUUGCAAAGAAUGUGAAUCUCCCAGCUCCUUCAAUAUCAGUCUCAAAUUCCAUCAAUGCAUUCUCCAAGAAAGGGCUUAGCGUAGUGGACAUGGUUUAUCUUCUUGGUGGCCAUACUGUGGGAGUUGCUCAUUGUUCCCUCUUCCAAGAUCGUCUGUACAAUUUCCAAAACAGUGGUCAACCUGAUAAUACCAUGAGCCCAUCGCUAUUAUUUUUCCUGAGAACGAGAUGUCCUCAGAAUGCAACAAUUGAUAACACAGCUAAUCUUGAUCAGAACCCUUUGAGUUCGUCAAUUGUCGACAACUCUUAUUAUCAGCAAAUAAUGUUGCACAGAGGAGUUCUUCAAAUUGAUCAAGAAUUGGCACAGGAUCCAUCAACCAGGGGCUUAGUAACUGCAAUAGCAAAGGGGGUCGAUUUUUCCACUAAGUUUGGUCAAGCCUUGAUUAAUUUGGGUGCUGUCCAAGUCCUCACAGGUACUCAAGGACAAAUUAGGACGUCAUGCAGGGCAGUCAAUACGAAAUGA
Molecule: messenger RNA, 987 nt
Organism: Coffea eugenioides
Lineage: Eukaryota; Viridiplantae; Streptophyta; Magnoliopsida; Gentianales; Rubiaceae
Product: peroxidase 60-like
Exons: 4
Coding region: 1-987 (328 amino acids)
Biological process (GO): response to oxidative stress; hydrogen peroxide catabolic process
Cellular component (GO): plasmodesma; plant-type cell wall
Molecular function (GO): heme binding; peroxidase activity
Source: RefSeq, a predicted model, not a curated record